UCUGGGCGGAACACUAGUUCGUAGACCCUCUGGACCACUACUGCCUGUCCCACGAUGGUCUCCAACCUGAGGGAAAGAGAGACUGAGUGGUCCGGGAUGGCGAGGAGAGGUCAGACUCGGCGAAAGGCUGAGAGAAGCCAGUCCUGCUUACGUGAGAAGAAGGAGGGUUGCACUAAGGAUGUGGUGACAGACUUUGAUGAGAAACAUGAUGAGCAUUUAAUAUUGCUUCAGCAGAGGAACCGGAUAUUAAAGCAUUUGAAAGCCAAGGACCCAGUGCAGCUGAAACUGGAGCACCUGGAGCAGGGCUUCUCCGUCUAUGUCAGUGGGGCCAACUCGGAGCUGAAGACAUCACCUCGAAAAGCUGUGCAUGCUGACCUCUUCAGAAGCGCCUCACAGACUGACGGGAUGCGUGACUAUGAACGCAGAACCCUGCUGCGAGAAGCUAAAGAGGCCUUAAGAUGCAGCUCCCGGACAGCGCCCAGCAGAGUCCAGCGCCGAGGAUGGCACCAGAAAUCGGUGCAGAUCAGAACAGAAGCCGGCCGGAGACUGCGCAUUGAGCCUCCUCUGGACCAUUCAGAAGACUCAGAGACUUGCGUGGAGGGGCCCGUCAAGGCCCAGGACGCUUCUGGGGCUCCUUUGCAGGGGCUGAGACAAAGCCUGGAAGUCAGUGUGUAUCUACCAAGGAAACAAGAGGACUAUUCCAGUGACAACUCUGACUCUAUUGAGGAAGACAUCGUCUCUGAGCUCGAGCCUGAGGACCAGGAGCUGCUGGGCCGCCCCACAGGUGACCUCACUCUUUUCGGUGGGGCCUUGGGGCAGAAGAGCGGUGCUGAGGACCAGGAGCCAGAAGCACAGCCUCCCCCGGGCCCAGACGGCCUCCUGGUGCUGGAAUUUAACCAGGCCUCCAAAGGUCGCAGACGGGAGAGGAAUUUGCCUGCCAAACGGAAAGACAAUGCUGAGGUCUUCAAUCCCAGCAAAUCUGAGCCGAACCUGAAUGCCCAGCCGCGCGCCGUAUUCCCAGAGCAGGGGAGGGUGUGCUCCAGACCUUGGAACCACCGAGGAAGAUUCCUGUUGCCACCCCUCAAGCCCACACACACUGCUAAGGACCGAGAGGAAGUCGCUUUGGCGGUGCUCCAAGCCAUCCAGGUGGAGAACGCUGCCCCGCAGAAGGUGAUCUCCCAAGAGGCAGAGCUGCCUGCCAGGCCACUGCAGCUGCUUCCUGCUGCCACCACUGCAGCCACAGUGACCGCAAUGCCUGAGCCACCCCAGACAGCAGGUGGAGGCCGCGCCGUCCACCAAGCCCUCGACAGGAUUGGCCUCUGUGGAAGCAGACAGCAGCAGAAGCUUCCGGAAGUCCAGCAGGCCAAUGAAGGUGACCCUGCCCAUCCCAAAGAGGUCGCCACACCAAGCAAGGAACGAGCGCUGGACACAGAGGAUGAGUGGAGACCGAGAGCAGAAGAGAUCAAAGAUGCCGUGGACGUUUUCAUGGAAAUCACAUCCAACUGGGGCAACCCGUCCUGGGUGGGUCUCACGGAAGUGGAGUUCUUCGGUCUGCACAACACGAAGCUCUGCGUGUUGCCCCAGGACGUGUAUGUGCUGAACGGUGGAACACCCGGGCAGCCGGGCCGCCUGGUCAACAGGAACGCAGCUGGCAAGACGGAGCCCUCGGCGUGGACCUACCCCUUCCGCCCACCGAUCCAACUCAUCUUUGUCAUCCGCGACAUAGGCUGGCCGCACGACCUUGGUCUGACCACCAUCAGGGUCUGGAAUUUCUGGGCCCCAGAAAGGGAUCUUAACAUUGGUGCCAAGAAUGUGAAGCUUUAUGUCAACAAAACCCUCAUCUUUGAUGGUGCGUUAGACAGAGGAGGCGCAGAGGGCCCAGCGGUGCGCACCAUCCCCGUUGACCUACGGAAGGAGAGGACCGGGAGCCCCGAGGGUGGGCCGCACCCCCACGGGGGAGGAAGCACACAGGUCCCUGCCGGGGCUGGCACGGAUGGGGACACGGAGCGCAGUCUCUGCUGCUCACCGCCAGCUGAAGCUGCUGGGGACGUGACGGCUCCCUCACAAGGAGCCUCGCUUGGCAAGGUGACGGGUUCUACUGAUGGCCCGAGAGACAGACUGUCCAGGCUGGAGGAGGAUUUCAGAUUGCUGGCAGCCCCCGCCUCGGUGGGGGCCGGGGCCGGUGCCCUUCCCUCCUCCCCGCCGGAGCCUCGCCCUCUGGACACACAGCCCUCUGUGAUCCAGCAGCUGGACGACCUCAGGGGCAGGAAGACCUCCGAGCCACCCAGGAAAACCCCAUCCUGGUUGCAGCCCUGUCCCUCGGGUAAAGACAGGAAGCAGGGCGGGGAGAAGCCCGGGCCCAGUGCCCUUCCCUCCUCCCCGCCGGAGCCUCUCCCUGUGGACACACAGCCCUCUGUGAUCCGGCGGCUGGACGACCUCAGGGGCAGGAAGACCUCCGAGCCACCCAGGAAAACCCCAUCCUGGUUGCAGCCCUGUCCCUCGGGGAAAGACAGGAAGCAGGGCGGGGAGAAGCCCGGGCCCAGGGCCCUUCCCUGCUCCCCGCCGGAGCCUCUCCCUGUGGACACACAGCCCUCUGUGAUCCGGCGGCUGGACGACCUCAGGGGCAGGAAGACCUCCGAGCCACCCAGGAAAACCCCAUCCUGGUUGCAGCCCUGUCCCUCAGGGAAGGACAGGAAGCAGGGCGGGGAGAAGCCCAAGCCCCUGUGGCUCGGCCCUGAGGAGCCGCUGAACUGGAAAGGCAGGCUCACCCCAGAUGAGGCCCUCGGGGGUCCCACGGACAGAAGCCCCUGGCUGGGGCAAGGGCGGAGGGCCAGCUGGGUCGUCACUGGGGAGAGGCCCCAGACGGCGGUCCCCCAGGGCAGUGCUGAUGACUUGGACUACUUUACCCAGCCCCGUGGCAGAGAGCGCCCUGCCAGAGGACGGAGGGCCGCGAGGAAGGAGGCUCCGGGCGGUGCUGCUGGCAGAGAAGACACCCGGGGGCACAGCGAGCAGGAGCACACACUGCGCGAGUCCUGGGACUCCCUCAGUGCCUUCGACCGCUGUCACCGGGGCCGCAUCUCCCUUCUGGAGCCCCAGGGGGACAUUCUGGACGAGUUCCUGCAGCAGCAGAGGAGCAGCCGGCCCAGGGCCCAGCCAGCACCCCACAGGGAUUGGGAGCCAGAGCCGCCCAGGACACAGGGCGACUGCUCGGGGGAGAAGGACAGCAGCAGCGACUUCAGAAUCCCCGUCUUGCCUCAGGGACAGCACUUGGUCCUCCACAUUCAGUCCACGUGGGGCGACAGGCACUACGUGGGCCUCAACGGGAUAGAAAUCUUCAGCUCCACAGGCGAGCGGGUGCCGAUUUCAGCCAUCAUGGCAGAACCCCCCGACAUCAAUGUCCUGCCGGCAUACGGGAAAGACCCCCGGGUGGUCACCAACCUCAUCGACGGGGUGAACAGGACCCAGGACGACAUGCACGUCUGGCUGGCCCCCUUCACGCCAGGCCAGCCUCACUCCAUUUCUAUCGACUUCAUGCACCCCUGCCAGGUCGCCCUGAUCAGGGUUUGGAAUUACAACAAGUCCAGGAUCCACUCCUUCCGCGGCGUGAAGGACCUCACAAUGCUGUUGGAUGGGCAGUGCAUCUUUGAUGGAGAGAUUGCCAAGGCCUCUGGGACCCUGGCAGGAGCCCCGGAACACUUUGGAGACACCAUCCUGUUCACGACGGACGACGACAUCCUCGAGGCCGUUUUCUGCUCGGAUGAGAUCUUUGGCACCGACGCGGAGAGCCUGCACGAGCUGCAGCUGGAGGAGGCGCUGCGGAGGCCUGGCACGGCCGAUAGCGAGGCCCAGGAGCGGCCCUUCACCCAGGCCGGCUCGGGCAGGGACCAGACCCCAGGGCUAGAGCUGCCACCCAGCGCCCCUGACCCCGAAGCCACCACACCGGAGCCAGGCAUCUACCACGGGAUCUUCCUCCAGCUGAACUUCACAGCCUCCUGGGGGGACCUGCACUACCUGGGCCUCACUGGCCUGGAAGUGGUGGGCAAGGACGGCCAGGCCCUGCCCAUCCACCUGCAGCAGCUCUCCGCCUGCCCGCGAGACCUGAAUGACCUUCCCGAGUACACCACGGACUCCCGGACCCUGGACAAGCUGAUCGACGGAGUCAACAUCACCACGGAGGACGAGCACAUGUGGCUGAUCCCCUUCUGCCCAGGGAUGGACCAUGUGGUCACGAUCCGCUUCGACAGAACCGAAAGCCUGGCCGGCCUGCGCUUCUGGAACUACAAUAAAUCUCCGGAGGACACCUACCGGGGGGCCAAGAUCGUGCAUGUGUCCCUGGACGGCCUGCGCAUCUCUCCUGCUGACGGCUUCCUCAUCCGGAAGGGCCCCGGCAACUGCCAUUUUGAUUUCGCUCAAGAAAUACUGUUUGUGGACUACCUGCAGGCUCGGCCGCUGCCCCCACCGGCCAGUAGGCUGGACACCAGAAGCCUGGGGCAGGCGAGCAUGGACUACGAGACCCCUCCCAUGCCCUGCGGAUUCAUCUUCCAGCUCCAGCUCCUCACCAGCUGGGCCGACCCCUACUACAUUGGCCUCACCGGGCUGGAGCUGUACGACCAGAGAGGGGAGAGGAUCCCCCUGUCAGAGAGCAACAUUGCCGCCUUCCCGGACAGCGUGAACGUGCUGGAGGGUGUGUGCGGGGACGUGAGGACCCCUGACAAGCUCAUCGACCAGGUGAACGACACCAGAGACGGCAGGCACAUGUGGCUGGCACCCAUCCUGCCAGGCCUGGUGAAUCGGGUUUACGUGAUUUUCGAUCUGCCCACCACCGUGUCAAUGAUCAAACUGUGGAAUUACGCAAAAACGCCCCAGCGAGGGGUGAAGGAAUUCGGUCUCCUCGUGGACGACCUGCUCGUGUACAACGGGAUCCUGGCCAUGGUGACACACCUGGCAGGGGGCAUCCUGCCCACGUGCAAGCCCACCAUGCCCUACCACACCAUCCUCUUCACCGAAGAUGUGGACAUCUGUCACCAGGAGAAGCGCACAGCCAUCAGCAGUCAGGUGGAGGACCAGGACAUCCAGAUGAUAAACGAGAACCAGAUCGUCACCAACUCCGAGAGGAAUCCGAGCGUCGCAGAUCCAGCCUUGCGCCCCAAAACCUGCAUAAGUGAGAAGAAGACCUCGAGGCGGUGGCAGUGCUGACGGGCAGAAGGGAGAGCAUCCUCCCCGCCCUCUCCCAACCCUGGCUGCUUCCCCGUGAGUUGAAAUGUGCCUUGCACCCAGCGGAAAGGCCCAGAACACAUCCAUUUCCAUCUCUGUGACACACUCGGAUCAGGAACCUAAUUGGUUUCCCAGUGGUGGGUAAUUUCUCAUCUCAAAUAUUAAUCCGCUGCUUUCCUGGCACCAGGCCUGGCCCACUCUGUACUGUGCUCCGAGCUCGUUCCUAUGUGAGCAACCACAGCCCCGCGUGUACAUUACUGAAACUAGAAUCUGCUGUGCUGGAUGUGGGGUCCGACCACGAGGCCGCCUGAGGCCAGCUGAGCAGCACAGGCUCUGAGCGCCUCCCCACCCUGGCCCGGCCUGCCCGUGGAGUCCCAUCAUGCCCUGCAGACACAGAAGUGGAGCCCACACGUAGGUGUGAAGUGCUCCGGGAUAGGCUCAGGUGUUACCUCUCACAUUCGAGCCAGGCACAGAGAGGCUGUGUAACCCCGGACACACAGCUUUGGAAGACAAACCGUGAGAUAGCUGGGGCCAGGCGCGUGUGUAUGUGCGUGUGUGUGACAAUCCUGUGAGUCUUUGGCCUUGGGCUUUCCCUUCAUCACCUGUGGAUGCUGGGGUACCAUCCCCAAGAGGCCCGAUUCCUGGGCUUUCUCCCUGCAGCUCCCCUCACCCGUUUCCUUCAGGUAGUGG
Molecule: messenger RNA, 5904 nt
Organism: Fukomys damarensis (Damara mole-rat)
Lineage: Eukaryota; Metazoa; Chordata; Mammalia; Rodentia; Bathyergidae
Gene: Katnip
Product: katanin interacting protein
Exons: 27
Coding region: 55-5196 (1713 amino acids)
Source: RefSeq, a predicted model, not a curated record